Molecule: messenger RNA, 603 nt
Organism: Rotaria socialis
Lineage: Eukaryota; Metazoa; Rotifera; Eurotatoria; Philodinida; Philodinidae
Source: the annotation of a GenBank genome assembly
AUGGCAAAUAAUCGAAAUUCAGUGCUGCAAAAAAGUCGAAAAUUAGUCGUCGUUGGUGAUGGCAUGUCUGGUAAAACAUGUCUUCUAUUUGCAUUCAAAGACGAUGAAUUUAAUACGGACCAUAUACCAACUGUUUUCGACACAUAUGUUGCUGAGAUUGAAGUCGAUGGAAAUACUAUUGAUUUAGCUUUAUUCGAUACUGCUGGUCAAGAAGAUUUUGAUCGUCUUCGCCCACUUUCAUAUCCUGAUACGAACGUUAUACUUAUGUGUUUCGGUGUUGAUAAUACAGUAUCGGCAGAAAGUGUUGCUGAAAGAUGGAUUCCAGAAGUACGGCAUUUCUGUGGUGGAUGUCCUAUAAUAUUGGUAGCUUGUAAAAUAGAUUUGAGAACAGAUUCUCGCACUAUUUCGGCGUUGAGAGCGAAAAACCAAAAGCCGGUGACAAUUGAAGAUGGAAAACGAUUAGCUGCACAAAUUAAAGCAGAUGCUUAUAUGGAAUGCUCAGCCAAAACUCGCGAAGGUGUACAUGAUUUAUUUAUUCUUGCAGCUCGAUUAGCGUUGAAGAAACGGAGUAAUAAAAAACACCGUAGAUGUCUUAUAGUUUGA